Cylicocyclus nassatus is the source of this 2718-nucleotide messenger RNA. The record is from the annotation of a GenBank genome assembly. Lineage: Eukaryota; Metazoa; Nematoda; Chromadorea; Rhabditida; Strongylidae.
AUGAGUGCGAAGAAACAAGCAGUGACGCAGUGCACACUUCAUACGGUAAAAACGCUUGUAACUCUCGUGGUGUUGGCGUUGAUUGUACUUGCUAUGUUAUUUAUCAUGAACACCGUUAGCACAUCCAAAACGCGAGUUAACGAAAAUGACGAAACAGAAGACCAUCUUUCCUUGGCUGCUCAGCUUCACUUACCAAAAGCUAUAAAACCAUUGGGUUACGAUCUCAGAAUGCAGACCUAUUUGCCUUCCUAUGUUGAUUUUCCAGCCAACAAAAACUUUACAUUUGAAGCAGAGAUCAACAUUGACCUUGAUGUCACUGAAGCGGUAGACAAGAUUGUGCUUAACAUGAGAAAUCUCACAAUAGACAAGGAUAAGAGUGAGCUUUACGUGAAUGGCAAAAAAGUGGCGAUUGCAAAGAUUUUUGUGCAAAAGAAAUUGGAAGAAGUUGGAAUAGUGCCAACAUCACCCUUACAGAAGGGAGAACAAGCAAAAUUGAAGCUCUCAUACACAGGCCCGAUUAACAAAAAUCUCGGAGGUUUAUAUCGUACAGUGUACAAGGAAAGCGAUGGCUCUCAGAAAAUAGCUGCUGUAACCAUGAUGGCACCAUUGGAUGCGCGCAGCAUGGUUCCUUGUUUUGACGAGCCUGAAUUCAAAGCUUCAUGGAACGUCACGGUUAUUCAUCCUUAUGGAACCAUAGCAAUCUCCAACGGAAUCGAAGAGACAAAGGAAAGGAUUGGUGACUGGGUGAAAACCAAAUUUGUCCCAACACCCAGAAUGUCGUCGUAUCUCCUAGCGCUGUUGAUCUCUGAGUUUGAGUACAUCCAAGGUAAAACCAACUCCAACGUACUGUUCCGCAUUUGGUCAAGAAGGGAGGCAAAAUCAAUGACAAAGUAUGCGCUUCAAGCAGGAAUCAAAUGCCUUGAGCUCUACGAGAGCCUGUUCAACUAUAAGUUUCCUCUGAAAAAGCAAGACAUGGUGGCUCUUCCUGAUUUUACCGCAGGUGCAAUGGAGAACUGGGGCAUGAUAACAUACAGGGAGAAGUAUCUUCUAUACGACGACGUUUUAUACAGCCAAGACAACAAACGUUUAGUGAUGACAGUUGUUGCACAUGAACUUGCUCACCAGUGGUUCGGCAACCUUGUUACUUUGAAAUGGUGGAAUGACGUGUGGCUUAACGAAGGUUUUGCCACUUAUCUCGAAUAUGUUGCUGGGAAUAAAAUCGAUAACUGGAUGGAGACGGAGCAGUUCUUCAUAAUCGAGCAGUUGGAAAAAAGCAUGGAUAUAGACUCUCUCUCUUCGAGUCAUCCGCUUUCUUUUAAAAUUGAUACAGCUAAUGAGGUACACGAAGCAUUCGACCGUGUAUCCUAUGGCAAAGGUGCCGCUGUGCUCAAGAUGAUAGCAGCUGUUACAGGAAGGAAGAACUUCAUGAAGGGUGUCGAUAGAGCAGAGGAUAAGGCGGAAGUGAUAUGGCGCUUCGAAAACUUUCCUAGAAAGCAACUCCAAAGUUCUUUUAAUGGAUCAUUGCCAGUGCUGCUCUUCGAUGUGGUGCAAGCCUUCGAAAAGCUGUGUCUUACAAAGCAGGAGAGGGGAGAGAAGCUGUUUCUAGAAGAGCCAUUAUAUAUUCGACUGACUGAACCAGCAAAAGCAUUCGUCAUUAACGCCGGUCGACAUGGUUACUACCGUCAAAAUUAUGGUAAACAAGGCUGGAAGAAAAUAGCCGAACAGUUGAAAGCUAAUCACAAGAUAUUUAACAUAUUCACAAGAAAUGCAAUCAUCAGCGAUGCAUUUGCGGCAGCACUUCUGAAUAAGGUUUCGUAUGAUACUAUAUUCUCUCUCCUUGGAUAUUUGAAAGAUGAAGAGGAUUUCUUGCCAUGGAAAGCCGCAAUUGUUAGGUUUGAAGAUAUACUGCAAUACUUUGGCAACGAACAAGAGGCAAAGUAUGCCAAGCAAUUUAUGCUUAAACUGCUGGAACCUAUUUAUCAGAAGAGCAAAGAUCUCAACAAGUUCGAAAGCAGUUAUAAACAGGAGCGCAAGUUCCUGAAGAAUCUUCUUUAUGAGAACGUGAUCAACACCGUAUGUUCUCUUGGAUCGAGAGAAUGUAGAUCCAAUUACAAAAAAUUAUUUGAUGAAGAAGUCAUGGCGUGUAAAAAUGGUGAGAAGGCAAGCACAUGUGUCAGGAUUGUUGCUCCACUUCGUCGCGACACUUAUUGCUAUGGAAUUGUAGAGGGGAACGAUACAGCCUUCAAAAAGGUAUCAAAACUUUGCGAAGUUGAGACAAUACAAAUAGAAAAAGAUAGACUGCUGGAGGCUUUGGGCUGCAGCAGACAUGCUCCUUCACUAAAAAAGCUCAUGCUGUUGUCCGUUACAAGGAGGUUGCCAUAUGUGCGGCUCCAAGACGUCAUUACCAUUUUUAGAAGCAUCAAAAAGAACCCAGUAGGUCGCGAAGUCAUGCUCAACUUUGUACUUGAACGAUGGAACGAUAUAUAUGACGGGUUGAUGCCUGAGCGUAUCACUAUCGGAGAAAUCAUUGAAUUAGCUGCGGUUGGAAUAAGAUCACAAUAUCAGGUUGAGCAGUUGAAAUCACUGAGGAAACAUGGCAAGCAUGCUAACGAAUUUGGCAAUUUCAAAAAAGCAAUAGAGGAUUCUGAACACCAAGUCGAAUGGAUCAGCAGACAUUUUCAGAACUUGUCAGCUCUUUUUAAGGAACUUUCUCAGUAA